Messenger RNA from Lutzomyia longipalpis, 1227 nucleotides. Its product is annotated as trypsin-2-like. Gene Ontology annotation, biological process: proteolysis. NCBI's taxonomy places the organism in Eukaryota, Metazoa, Arthropoda, Insecta, Diptera, Psychodidae. The transcript is spliced from 5 exons. The coding region runs from base 344 to 1129 and encodes 261 amino acids. The record is from RefSeq and is a predicted model, not a curated record. Gene Ontology annotation, molecular function: serine-type endopeptidase activity.
CUCAAGUCGUUAACCGCUGAAACUGGAUUGAGACUUCUGCCCAGUCUUCACGUGGAAAAGGUAUCAACUGUUCAUGCUCCAAUUAAUUUUGUAACUUAUCUCAAAGAAAUAUGUAUAUAAAAUAAAAAGCAAGCUAAUACAUAUACAGAUGUCUUGACAAUUGUUUUUUUUUUCAUGUAAAAAUGGUGCAAUAAAUUCAUUAUAUGCCACCAACUUUGAUAAGAAUUUCUUCAAAAAUAAUAAAAAGUACAGCGCGAUAUAACUGGGGAGGAAUGACUUUAAAAGGCCAGAAGUUUUUGAGAACUCCUUGUAGUUGGUUCUUAAAGACUACACAGGCUACAUAAUGAAAGUGAUCGUACUGAGUUUAUUCUUUGCUGUUGUAUCAGCAUCUGCUGCUAAUUUUGAAGGCAGGAUCUACAAUGGAGUUAAAACCGUUAACGGAGAGUUUCCCUACGUCUUGUCUGUUGCGUUUUUUGGAUCUCAUGUGUGCGCUGCCACAUCAUUAACCAAUACGUGGGUUCUUACAGCUGCACAAUGCAUAUUUCCAGGUUUACCAUCUAGUAUUGGCCUAUACGGUGGCAGUGUUGAUUUAAAUCCAAAUGCAGGAUAUUUCAUUAAUGCAGUAAGACUUUUAACUCAUCCGGAAUAUGAGAGUGGUAUAAAUCCAUAUGAGUACGAUGCUGGGUUAAUUGAAGUUGCUCCCAACUCGUAUUUAGUGAACUUUAUAGCAUUGCCUAGUAGUGGAAUACCUGCAACUGGGAUAGAAGCUACUUCAGUCGGUUGGGGAGUUACUUCAGAACUUGAUCUUACCUUUUCUUAUACACUUCGUAAAGGGAACUUUCAAGUAAUAAGCAAAAAUACGUGCAGACUUUAUUACGGUGAUUAUAUUACCGAUAACAUGAUCUGUGCACAGUCUUAUCAAUAUACUAUGUGCCCAGGCGAUAGUGGAGGACCUCUAAUACUAACAAGUACCUCUAACAAUCCCAUCCAAUACGGUAUUAUGUCCUUUAGUUAUCCUAUUUGUGGCAAUAUCGGUUAUCCUGGUGUUUAUACCCUGACAAGUGCUCCCAGAAUCUUCAACUGGAUCAACGAAACUACUAAUGGUAACGUUGUUGUCAUAAACCCGUGAGAGGUCAUUUAAGAGAUAAAACGUUGUAGUUAUUGGAGUAAGUUCAAGGAGUUAAGAUUAACUAGAGCUUGAAUUAAGAAGAUCAAUAAAAAAAGUAU